Messenger RNA from Lolium rigidum, 1381 nucleotides. Its product is annotated as squamosa promoter-binding-like protein 8. Lineage: Eukaryota; Viridiplantae; Streptophyta; Magnoliopsida; Poales; Poaceae. Gene Ontology annotation, cellular component: nucleus. The transcript has 3 exons. The coding region runs from base 106 to 1299 and encodes 397 amino acids. The record is from RefSeq and is a predicted model, not a curated record. Gene Ontology annotation, molecular function: DNA binding.
GAACACCGGCCGGAGGAGACACUCACUGUCCUUGCCUCGCGUCCUCUGUUCCAUUCCUAACCCUUUUCCGGCCGUGUUCUCUCCCUCGCUGCCACGGAUAAAGGGAUGAUGAACUUGCCGGCUGCACCCGGGGACGAGUUCGGCGGGUAUGGAGCUCCCAACCCGCCGCCGCCGUCGCUCUUCCCGAUCAUGGAUCACCAGGAGAGCGUCCACAGGGAGCACCACCACCUCGGCUACAACCUCGAACCCAACUCCCUCGCCCUUCUCCCCCCAUCCAGCCACGCUACCAUCGCCGCCCACAGCCCCCACGACAUCCUCCAGUUCUACCACCACCAACCCACCUCCCACCACUACCUCGCCGGCAACGCCAGCCCUUACGGUGGCGCCCACUUCAACAACAACGGCGGCUUCCAGUCCUACUACCAGCAGCAACAGCAACAGGGAGCGGAGUACUACUUCCCCACGACACUAGUCAGCUCGGCGGAGGAGAACAUGGCCAGCUUCGCUGCCACGCAGCUCGGGCUCAACCUCGGCUACCGGACCUACUUCCCGCCCAGAGGCGGCUACACCUACGGCCACCACCCGCCGCGGUGCCAGGCCGAGGGCUGCAAGGCCGACCUCUCCGGGGCCAAGCGCUACCAUCGUCGCCACAAGGUCUGCGAGCAUCACUCCAAGGCGCCCGUCGUCGUCACCGCCGGCGGACUCCACCAGAGAUUCUGCCAGCAGUGCAGCAGAUUUCAUCUGCUUGAUGAGUUCGACGAUGCGAAGAAGAGCUGCAGGAAGCGGCUCGCGGACCACAACCGCCGUCGAAGGAAGUCAAAGCCGUCUGAAGCCGAUGUCGGAGAGAAGAGGAGGACACAGGCCGGCAAAGCCGCAAGUACCAAAGGCAAAGCAACUGGUAGCAGCAGCAAGAGUACUGGCACCGGAGACGGGAUGGACAUACAAGUACAGCUGGGGAGUGCAGACCUAUCAAAAGAUCAGGAUGAAACAAUGGGUCUCGGAGAGGUGGUGAAGGAAAUGCAGGUGGAUCCCAAGGGGAAAGCAUCAAUGCAGCAGCAGCAAGGACACCAUGGCGCCCAUGGUCUUCACCUGCAGAGUCACCAUGGUUUCCCUUUCCCUUCGUCCUCUGCAGGACCGUGCUUCCCACAGAGCCAAGCUGUCUCGAGCACUGACAACACAUCAAAUAUAGGUCAAGUGCAGCAAGAACAGCCAGGCUUGGGGUUCCAUCAGCAGCUACACCAGCACAGCAACAUCCUUCAGCUGGGUCAGGCCAUGUUUGAUCUAGAUUUCGAUCACUAGCUAAUUAAGCUGAUAUAAUUAGUAAUAUUUAAUGCUCCAUCUGUGUACAAGUUGGAUCAUUUUUCUUUAUAUCUUGUCUGUA